GGUUUUGUUGGUGCGAUCAUUAUUUAAAAAUCUCUACAAUCCUCUUGAAAUAAUGGGUCCUCGAACGAAACCUAAGAAGCUUCAAGCCAGAGAAUGUCGAUUGUUACAAGAUUUCAUCAUCCCUUCUCUAAAAGAUCGAAGAUUCGGAUCAAGAUUAGAGUGGGAUCAUGAGGUUGCUAAGGUGUUUUGCAUCCGAUGGAUUCAUAAAUCAUCACGGAACUGGACGACUGAAGAUUCUGACGUUUUUGUUGCAUGGGACAAAAUGAAAGGUCGGCAAGCCCCGUUGUCACACCAAGAUCACGUGAACUCCAAACAAAGAUUGAGAGCAGCACUGAGAAACAUAAAGAAUGUAAAAGAAGUCUCUUGUCGUGAUGGAUACAGAAAAUAUUCAUUUGCUGAUUUACCAUUAGAAGUAUAUCAAACUCAAAUUGUACAACCUGGAAAAAAUGUUCAAGAUGCCAACACGUGCAUGAAUAGUAAACCUCGAGAAAAAAGAAUUUCUUCUAAAUCUAAAGUUCUAUCAGCAACUAAAGAAAAUGAUACUAUUAAGUCUGUCUCGCCUUCUGAGCCACCACCAGGUACCGAAUUAAAAUCAGAUGUUUCCUGCACAGAAAAAAAUAAGAACGUUGAAAAAAAGCAUACGAAUAAUUUUUCCGAGCAAGCUCUUGACGAGAAUUUGUGGCUACCACAGCGAAUUCUCAGACCUAGAAAAGCGAAACCAAACAUGACUCAGAAUGAAAAAGAAUUGGAUGAACUGAUCGGUCCAGAAUUACCAAUAAAGAAAAACUCACGAAAGGGGAACAGAAAGAAGGAGCAAGAUCUUUCUUAUAAAUGUAAUAUGAAUCAUAACUUUUAUUGUCCUUCCCCGUUGCCAAUGAAUUCUAAUGAAAACAACUGCCUCUCUGCUAUCCAAGAUCAUGAUUAUUUCUUAAAAGACAAUGAUAAGCAUUCAAACAGGGUCACAACUCUUUCCUCUGAUAAGAUUGAUUUUAAAGUUACGAAGAAAACGUUAGAUCGAAAAAAGAAUAUCACGUUACUUGUGGAAAAUAUUGGUAAUGACUGUGGCACUACUUCAGUAGGUGAAAAGAACCUCGACUUACCAGUGGAUAAUGAUAAAAGCUAUGAAACAGCUAAAGAAGAGGAAAAUAAAUUUACCUUUGCAGUGGAUCUAAAUAAUUCAUGUUAUCAGUCAAAGGUACAAGCAAAAAUCAACAAUACCACCUUCGUAGGGGAUAAAAAUUUGGCAAGAUCUGAUUCCGCAUUGAAAAACGAAAAUAAAAAGGUUAACUUUAUCGAAAACAAGAAGCAGAAACGUGCUCAAAAAACUAAAAAAAAUUCAUUGGAAGGCCAUGGAAAGAAACAUGUGCAUGAAAAUAACAAAACUUGCAAGAAUACUGAAUGUUUUCUUACUGAAAGUGGCAUCUCCGAAAAUGAUAAACCGUGUGACAGCGAAGAUGUCAAUGUGACAGCAAAGCAACAAAUAUGGCAUAAAAUUAAAAAUCCUCAUCAACAUGAAAACAUGAUAAAUACCUUUAAAAGCAGCGACGGAUGGAAUUCGGAAUGUGUUAAGUUCACUAAAGAUAAUAAUGCGUUGAAUCAAAGAAAAUGGUAUGAAGUAAUUGGCACGGAGGAACAUUCAAAGAUGGAAUCAGCAGAAAGCCAGAAGUUAAAAAAUGAAAUGAAACGUGAAGAAAUAAAUGACUUUGAACCACAACCUCAAAAUGAAGUAAUUUUCUUGAAUGAAAUCAAAACAGAGAAUAAAGAGCCAUACUUCCCAGCACCAAAUUUUGACGCAGAUGUUAUGUUUGAUUGUUUUGAUGAUGACAGUCAAGGAUUCACCAAUAUUAAAAUCCCAGAGGCAGGAAACCAAGAUCUCAUUCAGUCCAAUUUCAACAGCAAUUUGUGUUGUAAAUUUGGCUUUGCGUCAUGGAUUAAUGAUUACACACUGAAUGACAUGGACAAAAAAGAGAUUGUGAAAAAUGAGCCAGUGGAUGUUAUGAACAGCAAUUAUGUUGAUGUAAAAACAGACUUUUCAAGCAAGGCAUAUAACGAUUAUUCGUCAUUAUUAUCUGCCGGAAGCUUAAUGAAAUGCAUCGAAGAAUUUCCCCAGGAGUUUAUGGAGCUUUUAUAAGUGAGAAAACACUAAAAGAAUACCAAAUACAAAGGACAGUAGUUACGAAACUUCUGCUAAGUUUUGUAAAAUUUUACUGACUUUUACUGAUCUAUUUUAAGGAACAACUACUUUUCUCGAUACUAUUUUUAUUUGCUUAAUUGUUCUGAACAAGUGUGUUGAUGUAACUUUAUUUUUCUCAUCAUAUUAACAAAAGAAGAACUUUUUUAAUUUUUUAUGAAAUCUUUUGCUUGAUUUCUUUUUCCAUAAAUUACUUAAAAUUUAUAUUCAUAUAUAUAUAUUUCAAUUAAAUUGAUUAUUAUAAAUCAAGUUGAAUGAAUAAGAUAAUGGAAAAAUCAUCUUUAAUUCUUAAAAAUUGAAGAAAAAUGAAUGAAAAAUAAUAAUGGUAAAGCUUUCCAUUCCAUUUAUAAGUUGUGUAUAAAAUUGAUUCGUAAAAAUAAGAAUAUGUAUAACUUAUAAAUCGGAUUAUUUUGAUGAAAAUGAUAAUAGAAUAUUAAAAUUAAAUUAUUCGAGUUAAAAAGGAAAAAUUAUCGAAUCUGUUUUUAAAAAAUUGCAUAUUAAUUCAUUAUAAGUUGAAUUUCGAACAAAAAAUAAUGAUGGCGGAACUCUAAUUCACAAAAAAUGCGCUUGUAAGCUACUAAAUAAAUUGAUUCGUCAAAAUGAGCAUAUGUUUGAUUUAUAACUCGAAUUAUUUUAAUUAAAAUAGUAAGUAUGAAAAAAAUCUAAUUGAAUUAAUUUGAUUUGAAAAAAGAAAAUUAUAAAAUCUGAUUCUUUAAAAUUAUUCUUAAAAAUUACAUUUAAAUUGAAAGACUAAAUUAUGUUUUCGAUAAGAAGAUAGUGAUUAUAGAAAUCUGAUUUGCAAAGAAUACAUUAGUAAGUUUCGAAAUAAUGGAUAAGUAAAAAUGGGCAUAUGGCUUAUAUUUCGGCUUAAUUUAAUAGAAUUAAUAGAAUGAUUAUCAGAAAUCAAAAUUUAUUAAUUCGAUUUAAGGGAAAGAGUUCUGAUAAUCAUAUUAAAUCAAGUUGUUGAAGGAACAAGUAUGUUGUUUAAUAAAUAUGUCUAAUAAUUCAAAGUGUGUGUUUCUGUUAAAAAGUUUUCUGUUCAAAUUAUUUAGUCAGAAUACAUAAAUAUAUGGUAAAUUCGUUUUCUUUAGUUUGUGAGACUUCAAAUAUUCUUAAACAUGUAAUAGAAUUCAUUUCAAAAUCUCGAGUUUCCCGAAAAAAUGAAAUUAACAUAUCUCACUUUCAAUUACAUGCUUUUUU
Molecule: messenger RNA, 3391 nt
Organism: Parasteatoda tepidariorum (common house spider)
Lineage: Eukaryota; Metazoa; Arthropoda; Arachnida; Araneae; Theridiidae
Molecular function (GO): transcription cis-regulatory region binding
Source: RefSeq, a predicted model, not a curated record